Molecule: messenger RNA, 1530 nt
Organism: Pestalotiopsis fici W106-1
Lineage: Eukaryota; Fungi; Ascomycota; Sordariomycetes; Amphisphaeriales; Sporocadaceae
Exons: 6
Coding region: 1-1530 (509 amino acids)
Biological process (GO): transmembrane transport; carboxylic acid transport
Cellular component (GO): plasma membrane
Molecular function (GO): carboxylic acid transmembrane transporter activity
Source: RefSeq, a predicted model, not a curated record
AUGGUCUUUGGAUUCGGGCGCAAGAAGCCCGUCGAGGGCGAGGAACCAGUUCCUACCGAUGCCGACGCCGUCGCCCCCCGGAUCGAUCAGAAGCCCUUUUGGGAAGCGAUCUGGCCCGUCCUGGCUUGCGGUGCCGGUCUCUUUUCCGACGGCUACAUCAACAAUGUUAUUAGCUCUGUUGGCACGGUGCUGACCCGCCAGUAUGGUGACCUGUACUCCAACUCGGCGGCGCAGAAUGUUGCAGCUAUUGCAUUUGCUGGUACUGUCGUCGGCCAGCUGUUUUUCGGAUUUCUAGCAGAUCGGUGGUCGCGGACCGGAUCCCUCAUUACUUCCACCAUUAUCCUCAUCAUCUUUACGGCUCUGGCUGCCGGGUCCUACUGGCAUGGCGAGCCUCUUGGCAUGUUCUCCAUGCUGACUGCUUGGAGAUUCUUUGUUGGUAUUGGUAUUGGAGGUGAAUACCCGGCAGGAAGUGUUAGUUGUGCCGAAUCCAGCGGCGAGCUCAAGUCUGGUUCGCGUAACCGUUGGUUUAUCCUCUUUACCAAUACCAUGAUUGACUGGGGUUUUGUGAUUGGCGCCUUUGUUCCAUAUGUCGUGGCUGCCGCCGCCCACAACACUCACUACGGAACCAUCUGGCGUACCAGUCUGGGUAUCGGUGUCGUUUUCCCGCUCAUUCUGUUUAUCCUGCGUCUGAAGCUCAAGGAGCCCGAGGAGUUUAGCCGCAACUCGAUGAGAAACGUCCGCACGCCAUACUCUCUCGUGUUCAAAUACUACGGCUUUAGACUGUUUAUUGUGUCGCUGGUCUGGUUCAUCUACGACUUCUCCGUGUACGCAUUUGGAAUCUACUCGACCCCAAUGUUGGACAACAUUUACGGCGGCGACGGCCCCCUCACGACAGUCUUUGGCUGGAACACUGUAAUCAACCUAUUCUACAUUCCCGGAACCAUGAUUGGAGCACCCAUCAGCGAUCGUCUCGGCCCGCGCUACACCCUCGCUCUCGGCGUUGGGCUGCAGGCCAUUGUCGGCUUCAUCAUGGCCGGCUGUUAUUCCAAGCUGGCGCUGCCGCAAUACGUUGGUGCUUUCGCCGUCGUCUACGGCAUCUUCCUCUCGCUCGGCGAGCUGGGCCCCGGCAACAACAUUGGUCUUCUCGCCGCCAAGACCUGUGCCACGGGCGUCCGCGGUCAAUACUAUGGUGUGGCGGCUGCCGUGGGCAAGAUUGGCGCCUUUGUCGGCACCUAUGUCUUUCCCUACAUUAUUGCGGCCGGUGGCGGCGAUGAUAACAAGCAGUACCAGUACCCCUUUUACGUCUCGGCCUGUCUGUGCAUUCUCUCGGCCUGCCUGGUGCUCUUCUUCCUGCCACACAUUGACCAGGACACCAUUACCAAGGAAGAUGCCGAAUUCCGCGCCUACCUCGAGAGCCAGGGCUGGGACACUAGUCAGCUGGGUCUCAAGAACCCCAAUGCGCUCGACAGCGAGCAUGGUGAACCCGUUGCCGUGAGCAAGGAUGAAGGUGUGCCCGAGGUCAAGGCCUAG